This is a messenger RNA of Agrilus planipennis (emerald ash borer), 1465 nucleotides long. RefSeq lists its product as uncharacterized. The record is from RefSeq and is a predicted model, not a curated record. The coding region runs from base 128 to 1441 and encodes 437 amino acids. Lineage: Eukaryota; Metazoa; Arthropoda; Insecta; Coleoptera; Buprestidae. The transcript has a single exon.
UUGUCAUUGUCUAAAAAUGACAGAAAAUAUUUUGUUGAUGUAAAUAAAUAAACGAAAACUAUUUUACAAUACCUUUUUUAUAAUAUCCCUCAAGUAUUUUGCGACCGCUACAUUGCUUUAAAUAGAAAUGACCCAUCCGCAUCACCGAAGUGAAAACUCACCCCUCCUGUUGAAUCCUAAUGGAGAAGAUAUGAAAAACCCGAAACCGUCACGUCUUGCCGAAGCAAUAUUCUUAAAAACAUCUCAAUACAGCUAUUCAACGAUGGUUAUUACGCGUUCUCGAAGUUUGCUUUGCUAUAUGGUUAAAUUUUCGAGUAUAAUUCUUCUCUGCGUUGGUUUAUUAAUGUUUGCAGCUUUUAUGUCCCAGCCUAAAAUGAAUCCUUUCAAGCCGAAGUGUAACAAGGACAAAAUUACACAAAACACAAGCACAUUAUAUAUUCACGUUAUUCAAAAUAAUGUCACGCUGUGUCCGCAACAGUUACAAGAAAUAGAGGAAAUUGCAAUUAAUUUUCCUGGAAAGACGAUAGAAUUAUUUAUUAUAAAUACGGACAAAGAUUUAGAACAGGCCGACAACAAAAAUUCUUCCGCUUUAUGGGAUAAUAAACUAAAAAAUGAUCCAAUAACAUUUCAGUGUAGUACUGGAAUAUUUUUUAAAAAUGUUAAGAAGAGUUCGAAACAUUAUUCUCAAAAAAUCACCGGUGUAGGACGCAGUUGGUACCGUACAAAUCAACAACAAAGAUCGGUUGAGAAUUUUCCUCGUAAUAUUAGUUUUCCUCGGUCGUUUACUAGUAAUAAUAGAGUGAGAAAGCCCAAAAUCGAAACAAUCAACCAGCUUCUAGAUGCCUUUCCAAAUAUAAGGGUAAAAAGGAAUUAUUUUGGCGAAUUAUUUAAUUCUACUCCGUUGGAAAAAACAUGGAAAAAGUUAAAUUUACCAACAGCGAUGUUUGCUGCAAGAACAGUCAGAUUAUGGCAAAGGGGAGGUAUUAGCUUUAGCUUAUUAACCGAAGGUGAUACGUCACACAAGUGCAAAUAUGAGCAGUUACAUAAUACUGGCAAGUUACCCGAUAUCGCAGAUAAUCUUGAUACCAAACAACCGUUAUUAAACUUGACAAUCAAACCAUUGUCAAAUUUCUUUCGCGAAAUCGCAAUUAUCUACAGGAAUCUAUCCAAAAUCACCAUGAUCUCGGUUGAGAAGAAAGCCGACGAUGAACCGCUCAUAGGAAAAUUUAUCAGGUUUGGAAAAUACAGCUUUGAAACUACAGGAAAGGAUGUGGCAACCGUUGACAGUGAGGGGGUGUAUAUGACGGCCAAGCAUCCCUGUCACGAUUUUUUUGGCGAUCUGAUACUUAAACUCAAAAACUCGGAUAAAACCGCAAAAUAUAAAGAUGUUUUGAAUGACAGUCUGACCAAAUAUUGUAUAAAGAAUUAUAUUUAUACAUAAUGUGCAAAUUUUCUUUUUUUACUA